AAGUAAACUGCAAUUAGAGAAUCGCUCCGUAAAACAAACACAUCGUGGUAAAGUGUAAUUUGUCGUUCAUUACUUCAAAUAAUUGAGUGAGUAGUUAAGACAGCUGUCGAAGCCAGAUGAAACCGUGAUAGCGGCCACCAAUCAAUCGGACGUACGUCCCGCCUAGACUUUCGCGGGAAUUAAUGUAUUCUCCAUUUUAUUAAACGUCAGCGCAAGAGGCGUGAAACAAUUUUCUUUUUUCACAUUAUUCACUGGCCGGCGGUUAGUCCGCGGAGAGUGUGUGAGCGCUGCGGUCGCCUGAGCUGUUCCAGUGUUUACAAAUCGGUCUGAUAGCAGUGAUAGCAUCUUCGCGAUCUGGGAGUGCCGCGCGGUGAUGGGAGCGGGCCCAGUCGGCUCCUGACCACACACGGAUAUGCAUGUCCUGGAGAUUGGCGCUGACCAAGAUGAGGAUGGCGGGAGCACUCGCGUCGCGGAGGCGGCGUUCCGGACCGUCCCGCGCGACCACACCGCCUUCAUAAUCUGGAGGGUCGCGGAAUCGGGCACAGAAAUGCUUCCGCGUAACCACUACGGCACCUUCUACGAUGGGGAAGCCUAUUUAGUGUACUCCUCGUCUAUGCCUGGCCAGCCAGCAGGCCCGGAUGUUAUUCGCAAAGAAGUUAAAGAGAACGGCAAUACGGAAUGCGCUGAACGCCACAUCCACGCAUGGGCUGGCGAGCGUUGCGGCGCCCUAGCGGCCUUGGCGCUUCGCCGCGGGACUCAGCUAUCUUCCUACCUGGCUGUGCCCACCGCCAUACACCGAGAGGCCGCCAGCAAGGAAUCCCCCAGGCUGUUAUCGUACUUCCGUGAUGGGAUCAGAAUCCUGCGAAGCGGUUGCAACCUGAACGGCAGCGCGCGUCUAUACCGCGUGCGCGGGCGCCGCCCCGUACUCGUUCAACUGGACCCGGUGUCGUGGUCGCAGCUUGCGGCUGACGGGGUCUUCGUGCUCGACACCGCCUCGCUGCUGGUGCUGUGGCUCGGCCGCGCCGCUAACUUGAUCGAGAAGAUGUUUGGUGCUAAGAUCGCAUACCGCAUGGCGCGGGGCGCGGACAAGGGCAUGACCGCCCGUCGCAUCGCCAUCGCGCACGACGGCUACGAGCAGACGCUCCCGCCCGGCGACCGCGCGCUGCUCGACGCGCUGCUGGAGCUGCGCGCGCGCUCCGUGCGGCCCGCCACGCCGCCCGCGGACCCGCCGCGCCCUGCGAGGCUGUAUCGCGCGACGCAGCCGCCGCGUGUCGCGCCCAUCACCACUCCGUCGCAGCGGCCGGCGGCGAGGCUUGAGGAGCUCAAGCGGGCGCCGCUGUUUAGGGAGGAUUUGGUUGACGACGGAGUUUACAUCGUUGACGCCGGCAGCCGUGGCGUGUGGGCCUGGGUGGGGCCGUCGGCCGGAGCCUCCGCGAGCCGUGGGGCCCUCGCCGCGGCCCGAGGCCUCGCACGCGCUCGCCGCCACGUAGGCCCCGUGUCAGUCACUGCUGCAGGCCGCGAACCGCUGGAAUUCGCUGCGUUGUUCCACGAUUGGCGCUGGUGCGACAAACGCCGCGACAAUCGCGUGCGAGUCGCUCGUUCUGCUACAACACGGCUGGAUGCCGUCAGUCUGGCGUCCAAUGCAUGGCUUGCAGCCGAGGCACAGCUCCCGGAUGACGGGUCGGGUGCAUUGCGUGUAUGGCGCGUGCAAAAUGGGCUCAUAGAGGUGGAGCGCCCGCAGGCUGCCGUGUUCUACGACCGGGACUGCUACGUCGUGCUGUACACCUACCACGCGCCGACUGGAGACCAGUCCAUACUCUACUACUGGAUGGGUGGCUCUUCGCCAAAUGAUCUGAGGAAUUUGGGUGCUAAAGAAGCUAAAGACCUCUACAAUAAGUUGGGGCGUUUUCCCGUCCAGGCGUGGGUUUAUCAAGGCAAGGAACCGGCGCACUUCUUGCAAAUUUUCAAAGGACGUAUGAUCACUUAUGUCGGCAGCGCUUCAGACUACGAUCCUAUGGGCCGUCGUGUGGUAGCACCAUCACGCGCGCUCAUCCUCGUGUCGGGGCAGUACGCGCGCGAGGCCCGCGGCGCGGAGGUGCGGCGGGGGGCGGCGGGGCGCGGCGCGUGCUACGUGCUGCGCGAGGGCGCGCGCGUGUGGGUGUGGUGCGCGGCGCACGCCACGGGCGACGAACGCGAGGUCGCUAAAAACAUGGCCGCGGCCGAGCACACGCUCGUCAUGCAAGGCAAAGAGAAGCCGGACUUCUGGGCGGUCAUCGGAGACCGCCGCGACCUGUUGGUAGCCUCGCCGCUGAAGGAGAUGGAACGCCCGCUGCCGCCGCGCCUCUUCUACGUGUCUUUGGGUGCUCCUGGACAGUAUUCUUUUGAGGAGAUCAUCUCGUUCAGCCAGUACGACCUGGCGCCAGAGACGGCGGCAUUGCUGGACGCGCACACGAGCGUGUUCGUGUGGCUGGGCGCGCACUGCUGCCAGCGCGCCAAGGAUGACGCCCGCGCGCUCGCGGGGGCUUACCUCGCACAAGACCCGGCCGCGCGCGACCCCGACACGCCGGUGAUCGUGCUGAGCCAGGGCCGGGAGCCGCCGCACUUCACGGGCUUCUUCCCGCACUGGAAACACUCCAUGUGGAAAGGCCACAAAACAUUCAGCGCCAUCAUCAGCGCCCUCGAAGGCAAGGCCAUCGUGCAGAAUGGCAACAGCGCGCUGCAGAGCGGCAACAGCGCGAACCGCUUCGACCAGCACGAGAAGUACCCGCUGGCCGUGCUGCGCGGGCCCAAGGACCAUCUGCCUCCUGACGUCGACCCGCUAGCUAAGGAGCUUUACCUGACGCACGACGACUUCGUGUCCGCGUUCCACAUGCCGUACAGCGAUUUCCGCGCCCUACCCGGCUGGAAGCAGAAGGACCUCAAGAAAUCCGUCGGCCUCUUCUGAGUAUACACGGUUCUGUUCCCACUGAUUCUAGUAUCAAGCCCGUUGCAGCACUUGAAGGAAUUCUUAUUGA
Cydia amplana is the source of this 3014-nucleotide messenger RNA. It is a transcript of the gene qua, whose product is annotated as villin-like protein quail. Gene Ontology annotation, molecular function: actin filament binding; phosphatidylinositol-4,5-bisphosphate binding. The record is from RefSeq and is a predicted model, not a curated record. Gene Ontology annotation, biological process: actin polymerization or depolymerization; actin filament severing; barbed-end actin filament capping. The transcript is spliced from 17 exons. NCBI's taxonomy places the organism in Eukaryota, Metazoa, Arthropoda, Insecta, Lepidoptera, Tortricidae. Bases 413 to 2944 code for a protein of 843 amino acids. Gene Ontology annotation, cellular component: actin cytoskeleton; cytoplasm.